This is a messenger RNA of Pyricularia pennisetigena, 279 nucleotides long. RefSeq lists its product as uncharacterized. Lineage: Eukaryota; Fungi; Ascomycota; Sordariomycetes; Magnaporthales; Pyriculariaceae. The coding region runs from base 1 to 279 and encodes 92 amino acids. The transcript has 2 exons. The record is from RefSeq and is a predicted model, not a curated record.
AUGGUUUUGCUCCUGCUGCUGCUGCUGCUGCUGCUGUUCCUGUCUGGUGUAGCAGCGCCGCUGCCGGGUCCAGUUUCCAAGCGAUGCAGUCCAGCGGACCCCGCGGAUGCCGCCAAGGAAAAUCCGCAGUUGGCUGUUUACGUUAGCAAACUCGAGGAGCUUACCACACGCGAGAGUGGCCAACUCAAGCUUUACCAAAAGGUAUACGGCAAGGCCGCUCACGUGGCUGCUGUGGUUACAAAGGAUGUCAUGUCGCGAGCCGCGGGGAUGCAAGGUUAG